CAGAGGGGGAGGGAGAGAGAGGUGGGCGGGCACUGGAUCGACUCUAUCCCACGUCGGAAAUACCAACCAGGUGCAGCAGCUCCUUCCUCCUCUCCUCUCCUCUCUCCGGCUGCUGUCGCUGAGAAAUCCGCAGCGAACUGCAGCAAUGUUCGUCCAGUGAGAGCUCCGUGCUGUUCCGCUCUGAGCUGCCGGCUUGCAUGGCUCUCGCUCGGCCGGCUGGACAAUAGACAGCCCGCCUUCCCGCUGCAGCAGCACAGGCUUCUCUCCUCCCUCCAGCCGUGGGAGCUUCCAGUGUUCCUGUCCGGGAUUCCUGCAGCACCGUCCGCGGCUCCAGAUGGCUGGACACGGGUGGGAAGACUGGUUCGAGCGGGAAGAAUUUAUUGGACAGAUCAGCGACAUCCGAGUGCAGAACCUGCAAGUUGAAAGGGAAGUGGUUCAGAAGAGGACCUUCACCCGAUGGAUGAACCUCCAUUUGGAAAAGUGUGACCCACCCAUUGAGAUCCAUGACCUUUUCCAGGACAUACAGGAUGGACGCAUCCUCAUGGCCCUACUGGAGGAACUCUCAGGCUGCAAACUGCUCCAUGGGUUCAAGAAGUCCUCCCAUCGUAUUUUCAGACUCAAUAACAUCGCAAAAGUCCUGUCUUUCCUUGAGGAGAGAAAUGUAAAGCUGGUUAGUAUCGAUGCAGCUGAUGUUGCUGAUGGAAACUCCUCCAUUAUCCUGGGACUCAUCUGGAACAUUAUCCUUUUCUUCCAGAUUAAGGAACUGACUGGGAACAUCAGGAGCCAGUUCCCGUCUUCAUCCAGCCUAUCGUCCAUCCCCACCAGCUCUGACUCUGACACAUCCUACUGCAGCACGCCGUCAGAUGAGAGACACUCAGCGUCCACGGCCAUACGAGAACACAGCAAAGCCAUCAAGAAGUUGCUGCAGUGGGUCCAGAAACGAACCCGAAAGUAUGGCGUGGCAGUGCAGGACUUUGGGAAGAGCUGGACAAGUGGUCUGGCCUUCCUGGCUGUCAUUAAAUCCAUUGAUCCCACCCUCGUAGACAUGAGGAGGGCCCUACUGAGAAGUGCCAGGGAGAAUCUGGAGGAUGCCUUCAGGAUAGCCCACUACAGUCUGGGUAUACCACGACUCCUGGAACCUGAAGAUUUGACAAUUAACACACCAGAUGAACAGUCCAUCAUGACGUAUGUCUCACAGUUCCUGGAGCAUUUCCCUGGCAAAGAGGAGCCAGAGCGACCCUCCCAGGUGAUUGAGCGAAGCAUCUCCAUGGGCCGACUCAACUUCCGUGACAGUGACUCUGACCACAUGAAGAAUGGCAGUCACCGGAGCAGAGUGAAGGAAAGGUCCUACAUGUUCCAGAAGGACUGUGCCAAGCACCCCCCAAAAAUCUUAAUUUCCUCUGUAUCAGAAGACAGAAGUGUCAUGUCACCAGCCUUCAGGAUGGCUGCAGCUCGGUCAUGGUCCAGUGAGGACUUUUUAUCAGAAUCCCCCAAAGUGGAGGACAUCUCCAGUCAUGCCCUUGAAGACACCAGGGAACCUGCCGGUCAGGUCUUAGCCAACAUAGUCGCUGAUUCCCCACAGCUGUCGUACACUCACUCACCCACCUCCUCAUCAGUGGCCGAGUCUGUAAACACUGAAUCAGUAAUUGGUGAUUCUGCAAUCAGCUCCCCAGAAUCCUGGGUGGAGAGUGAGUUUGGGGUGAUACCGGUUAAGUUUUGUGAGAGCCGAAGUGACAGUUCUCUAUGUGACAGUGGGACAGCCUGGGAUGUGUACCGUGCCACCCCCGUGGAGGUAACUACCCUUGAUGAAGGAUUUAUCCCAUCCAUGGAGGACAGAGCCACUGAUGACCAGUCCAUGACUGAUUCAUAUACUGAUGAAGGUGUUUACUCACUAAGUUCAUUGGAGAGCACACAGGGCAGAAUCCAAGGACAUUCUGACAAAAAGCAAGUGGAAGUACUGAAAGAUGAAAAGGCUAAUCAUGAGAACCACAAACAGGACCUGGGAGUAGAACAUGGACCUAAUCAGAUUGAAACGGAGGUUACAAACAAAAAAGACAGAGUUGAACAGAGAGAACAGAUAAAUGCAAGUCAAAAUAAAAAAGACAAAGUACUGAAAGAGCAAGAACCUUUUUCUGCAUUGUGUGAUACAGAGAUGCUGGCGAAAUCUGGUGCUGAAAAUGUCCUUAAAGAUGAUGUAUCGAAACCGUUCCAAUUUAACUCUGGUACCAACCUACCACUCUCUGGUGAUUCUGAACUUGUGAACCAGAACAGUGUGAUAAAGAGCAGUAGCAAAGAAAUGGAAUGUUUAAAGCAAGACAUGCAUUUCAUUACACAGGACCAUGAAGAAGAAAAUAUUGUUCAAACUGAAACUCGGAAAAAGAGAAAUAACUCAGAAGAGGUUGAAGUGGGAAUCAAACAACAGAAAACAGAUUGUCCUUCAGAAGACAAAGAGAAGGGCUCAACAAAUGAGUCACAAAUUUUAAAGAAAAUGAGUGAAGAGAGAGUAGAAACCCAAGAUGAAGGAAAGGAUUUGGAUAAGGAACUUUUAAGAGACAACCCACCUGAUUCUCAAGAAAGCAAUAGAUUAGAAUCUUGCAUACCUUUAGAGAGUACAUACUCAACCAAACAAGAGGGAACAUCAAAAACAAGUCUGGGCCCAAGCAUGGACAUAAAUAUUCCUUUGAUAUCCAUUUCAACUGAGCCAGAAGAGCAGGAUCAAGACGGAAUAUCUAACCAAGAAGGACAAGAACAUGCUGACAAUGAAGAUCUGGGCGAGCAAAGAAAGCCGGGAACUGACAAAGAUGUCAACGGUCCUCGAAGUCCGGAUGAACUAAGCUACGUCUCCACUGACAAUGAAAGCAAAAUCCUUGUUGAGAUUUCUACUAACCCAGUGUCAGAAAAUGUUCAUCUAACACAAGCACCCUUGAAGCAAACAAGGGAAGCAGAAAACAAGCUUUCACAUGAUACAGAUGAAGAUAACAUCAGAUGUGUGCCAGAAACGGAGGGCAACAUGGAAAGAAGUGAUGCCAAACAGGAAUGCAAGUUUCCGCGUGAUGAUUUUCAGACAGCAAAGGACUUGGUUGCUCAGUCGUCUUCUACAAAUACUAACACUCAACUUAUCAAUACUGAGCAGAACAUGGAUACAACUGGUUCAUCAAAUGGGCACCAGGACAAACUGGCUGACACUUUUUCUGACAAUGAGACAGUCAGCACACAGCAGAACACACUGGAUCCACUUAGCUUGAAACCACAGAGUAAGAUCGAGAUUUUGGUUUGUGAACCAGAUAGUAUGUCCAGAAACAUGGACUUGUUUUACACAGACAUUAAUCGAAGUUCUCCUACAGAGGAUCUAGUCGGUGACCCUAUUGAACCCAUGGAUCUGUUCUACCCUGACAAAGAAGAGCCCAUGUUUGCAGAGCCACCUGACACUGAAAUGCAGAGUUGGCCUUCUGUUUUGAGUGUAUCUCCACUCCAGCCAGCACCGGCAUCGGAGGCUUCACAAGGUGACCAACAACUUAACCUACUGGGUGAAGAUUUCAUGGACGGAAGGAAUUUCGUACAAGAUCAGGAUAAGGUAAAUGUGAUUACUAAGACCAACCAAGAGAGUGAAAAUGCAUCUGAAUCCCAGGGCCAGUGCUUGUUGCCUGGGGAGGAGAUAAGAAGACAUUUGGGUGAUGACGUUCUAGCAAACGGCAGUGAUCUCAGUGAGGCUGAGGAAGAGAACCCGGACUCUGCCAGAGAAAGCACAGAGCCUGUGAGCAGACAAAAUGAAAGCCAAAUCCCUCCAGUUCUCCGUCACAGAAAGCCGGCUCACUUGAGUGAAUCCAUGGACAAUCGGAGAGCUGCGCCCAGAAAAGCUGACAGAGAUGACUCUGAUUGGUGGCGGAGUGAGCACUUGGAGCUGUAUGUGCUGCUGCUGCUGUGGCUGCUGCUCUACUGUUUCUGGGUGCUGCCACAAAUGGACCUGAAAACACUGCCCAGCCUGCUGCUGAAUCUCAACGACUGAGUGCACACGCACACACGCACAUACACACACACACACACACACACACACGCACGCACACGCACACGCACACAGUUACUGCUAUAAAGUGAACUUUGUCAGUUACAAAUAUGUGCUUUUUGAAUAAAUGUACACGUAAACAUGUACACAUUCAGCUCAACUGCCACUCUGCACUCUGUUUCAUUACACUGAUUUUUCUCAAGAUUAAAUGAAGGCAUUUUAAAGAUGUAUAUUUCAGAGCAGUAAAGCUUAGUUUAAUGUUUUUUCUUUUUAACUUUUAAUGUUGCUGAAAGUGGUCUGUGUGGCAGUAUAAGGAUCACUGCUGGUGAAAAAGACACCUGAAAUUAUGAAAAACAGAAACAUGUGACAAAAGUCAGAGUUUUAGGGUGAUAUACAACAUUCCAAGUCUCAAAUUGCAAGAUUAUGAGAAAACAUUUAUAUGUAAUAUGUCAAAAAUUAGGUUACAGCAUUUUGUGAAAAAGGUCAAAAUGAUGUCAAAGCCCGAAUGUAAUUCAUCCCAAUUCUUAAUAUUAAAAUAAGGCUGUGGUUUUACAAGAAAAUGAAAUAAAAUAUUGUUUAAAAAAACAAUAAAUGGUUUACUUUUACAAAACAAUAUACGAAUAAAUUUGUGAUGUUGCAUACAAUUCAUUGUAUUUUAACAAUAAAGAUGUAGUUUUACAAAGAAAACUCGUAUUUUGUUGUAAUUUGUAAUUUCACAGAAAACUAUUAUUUUUCUAAUGAUUUCCUCUAAUUAUUAAAGUCAUAUUAUUAAAAAAUAUAAUUUUGGGAAAAUGUCAUACAGUUAAAAUAAUUUACGUAAAGCUUUUUGGUAAAAUGAAGACAUUUUCAUGAUAUAAUUUCUUCUUGUAAAAUGACAACUUAAUCUCUUAAUGUUGAGAAUUUGUCCAUGUAAAGUGAAGCUGAACUUUCUUUCAAUAGUAUUUAAAAUUAUUUGUCCAAAGCUAAAACUUUAGCCUGAUAACAGUGCUACAUUUGUUGAAAUGUGACAAAUGUAUUCUCGAAAUGUCCCAGCAGUGACCCUGAUAUUCCAUUACAGAUGUGUUCUUCUGUAAAGACUAUGGAGGUUUUUGGUUUAUUGCUGUGAAAAGCUGACCAAACUGACCUUGUAAGGCUAUAUGACUGUACAGCACUCUUUGUAGAUAAAGAUACAUACUAUGGAUAUAUGGAUGCACAGUGAAUUGCAGUUAACACAGAUGGAGAUGAUUAAAGCAAAGCUGCUUCAGGCUGUUAAUAAAAACAGGAGUUAGUGGAGCUGAAGUAUAUAUAAAUGUGUGUGCGCGCAUGUGUGUGUGUGGCUGGCCAGUGAAUGGCCACUUCAUUAGGUACACUUUGCUAAUGAAUGCUUGGACCCCCUUUUGCCUUCAGAAUUGCCUUAAUUCUUGGUGUCAUACUUCCAACAAGGUGUUGGAAACGUUCCUCAGAGAUUUUGGUCCAUAUUGACAUGAUAGCAUCAUGCAGUUGCUGCAGAUUUUUCGGGUGAACAUCCAUGAUGCAAAUCUCACAUUCCACCACAUCCCAAAGGUUCUAUUGGACUGAGAUCUGGUGACUGUGGAGGCUAUUGGACUACUGUAAAGUGAACUGAUUGUCAUGUUCAAGAAACCGGUGUGAAAUGAUUUGAGCUUUGUGACAUGGUGUGUUAUCCUGCUGGAAGUAGCCAUCAGAAGAUGGUCCACUGCGGUCAUAAAGGGAUGGACAUGGUUAGCAACAAUACUCAGGUAGGCCAUGGCAUCUAAAUGAUGCUCAGUUGUUACCAAGGGGUCCAAAGUGCGCCAAGAAAAUAUACCCCAGACCACUACAUCACCACCAGCAGCCUGAACAGUUGAUACAAGGCAGGAUGGAUCCAUGUUUUCAUGUUGUUUACAUCAAAUUCUGACCAUCUGAAUGUCGUAGAUGAAAUCGAGACUCAUCAGACCAGGCAACAUUUUUCCAAUCGUCUAUUGUCCGAUUUUAUUGAGCUUGUGCAAAUUGUAGUCUCAGUUUCCUGUUCGUAGCUGACAGGAGUGGUACCCGGUGUGGUCUUCUGCUGCUGUAGCCCAUCUUCUUCAAGGUUAGACGUGUCGUAGUUCAGAGACAGUAUUCUGCAUUCCUUGGUUGUAACAAGUGGUUAUUUGACUUACUGUUGCCUUUCUAUCAUCUCCAAUCAGUCUGCCCAUUCUCCUCUGACCUCUAACAUCAGCAAGGCAUUUCCAUUCAUACAACUGCCGCUCACUAGAUGUUGUCUCUCUUUCGGACCAUUCUCUGUAAACCCUCGAGAUGGUUUUGCGUGAAAAUCGCAGUAGAUCAGUGUUUUCUGAAAUACUCAAACCAGCCCGUGUGGCACCAUCAACCAUGUCACAUUCAAAGUCACUUAAAUCCGGUUUGAACUUCAGCAGGUUGUCUUGAACAUGCCUACAUGUCUAAAUGCAUUGAGUUGCAGUCAUGUGAUUGGCUGAUUAGCUCUAUGCGUUAACAAGCAAUUGAACAGGUGUACCUAAUAAAGUGGUCGUGUAUAUACCGAUAAAGGCAGGAUAUGAGUCUCUGUGCCUGUACUAUUUGAAAAAGAACUACUCCGUCUGAAUGCAGGGGAAUAUUGAAUGUGUUGCACUUUUGAAAGAGAAUACAAACUGCCAAAGAGAGUGCUGGAAGUGCUACUACAGAAAGUACACACCUCACCACUGGCCAGAAAAUGGAAAUCUUGGUUUUAGCACAUUAGAGGUCUGGUAUAACUCAUGUACUAAAGCAUCACCCCAGCUCUAUCUUGUAUAAUAUUUGAGGCAGAAGAUGUAUUUGUAAUAUUUUAUGCCUCAUAAGACACAUGAAUGGAUUUUUAAAAGAUUUUAUGAUUAAAAAAAGUUUUAUGUGAUUAAGCUAUGCUUAGGCUUGUUCAAGUCAGUCAAAUGACAAUGCUUUACAAUGAAAAAUCUUUUUAUAUGUUAUUUUUGAUCAAUGUCUGUAAUGAAGCAGUAUGAUUAAGUGAUGCUAAACAUUCUUCAUUUGAUCGUCAUCACAAUUGGCACAAACCUGUUUCCACACCAGCGGGCCAGUGGAUGAAGUCUCUGUUUACUCUAAAUCUAAAUACAGCUCCUCUGUCCACUGAGGGGCAGCAAAAAAAGCUAUUCAUUCCAGUUCAGUACAAACUGGGUCAUCCCUGUUGCACAGUUCAUCUUUAUCACAUCACAAAUCUGUGCAUGGAUAUCUGUUCAUACGUUUAGCCUUGUGAGAACAUGAACUUAUCCCAAUUCCACACUAUUUACUAACUCCAUAGACUGUGAGUGUCACAGAGUCCUGUUAUACAUUACCAUGCAUCAUUAUGGAACAUCUUAUUCUAAAAAGCAGUUACUACUUCUGUCAGAUAAGUGUAGUGGAGUAAAUGGUACAGCAGUAAAGUAUGAAGUGCCAUAAAAUGAAUUACCUGAGGUAACUUUUCAUACACAGAUACAAUACUUAUGUAGAUGUAUGUAUUUUCUUUCCCCUGCUGGAUAUAAUAUGUCUUGCUGAUUGUUUUAGUAUGAAGCUUUGGAGAUAUUUAAUGAAAAAUAACUUGCUUGUUUUGUUGACUGAUUUACUUUGUCAUGUUUGUGAACUGUAUACUCAAAGCUUGCUAGUAUUUAGUAUGGAAAUGGGAAACCGUUCAGUUCACAGAGAAGAUAUUUUUGCCAGUCUUUUUGCUUUAACAAAAGGUAAAGUAAGGUUUAGGAUUUGUAUUCACAGUCAUACAAAGGGUUAGUAAGUCCAUUAGAGCUACUGUCAUAUUUAUUUUUUGAUCUUAUCAUAAUACAAACUUUGUUCUUUUGAUCUUUCAAUAAACAUGUAGAAUGUGA
Messenger RNA from Acanthochromis polyacanthus (spiny chromis), 7824 nucleotides. Its product is annotated as calmin-like. The record is from RefSeq and is a predicted model, not a curated record. Gene Ontology annotation, biological process: nuclear migration. The coding region runs from base 335 to 4006 and encodes 1223 amino acids. The transcript is spliced from 13 exons. Gene Ontology annotation, molecular function: actin filament binding. Gene Ontology annotation, cellular component: nuclear outer membrane; cytoplasm; meiotic nuclear membrane microtubule tethering complex. NCBI's taxonomy places the organism in Eukaryota, Metazoa, Chordata, Actinopteri, Pomacentridae.